Molecule: messenger RNA, 774 nt
Organism: Pieris macdunnoughi
Lineage: Eukaryota; Metazoa; Arthropoda; Insecta; Lepidoptera; Pieridae
Source: the annotation of a GenBank genome assembly
AUGGAUCGGACGGAGUUUGUUUUGCAUGUGAGUGAUAUGUCUGAAAUAAUAAAUGUUGAGGCGUCGACGUCCCCAUCACCCCCGGGAGGGCUACGAGACGAGCGAGGCGACAUUGAACGCGUUAUUGCGAUGGACAAAGCUCGCGAAGGUUCACAUAAUGGUUCAUCGCCUGGCCAUAGUCCUGUUCUCAACCUAUCAAAGUCAGGCUCCGGAGAUCGGGAAAGGACUGACCGUGAACGGGGUGAGAGGGGCGAAGGCUCAGCCAGUGGCCGGAGCUCAGCUGCCUCCCGCCGGACGCCUCAGCCUCCCCGGCUCUCUUCUGCAGCUACAGCACCAUCUCCAAGAUCACAUACGGACGAGAGCGAUGCUGCCCUCUCUGACCAGGAUGACCAUAACGUUAAGGACGAAGAUGAAGGAGGCGAUAUGAGCGACGGAGAAAGAGAUCUACAAUCGGCGAAUUCACCAGCCCCAGUGAGCUAUGCACCUCAGUCAGGCUCCCCACCUUCAGUGCCAGUAGACCCAUCAGCAGACACCCUGGUCUCAUCCACAGAAACCCUCCUAAGAAACAUACAAGGGCUUCUUAAAGUUGCAGCUGAUAAUGCCCGCCAACAGGAGAGACAAAUUAGUUACGAGAAAGAGGAGAAAACUCGCGGCUGGAGUCAUCAUCAAAACUUGAAUAUCAAUAUUGCGCCGCGAGCCAAUUGUAUUAAUAAACAAAACAAAAUGGGAAAUAAUAAUGCUAUAGGCCAACAAAAGGUUCCAUUUCUCCCCUGA